This is a messenger RNA of Cuscuta campestris, 2835 nucleotides long. NCBI's taxonomy places the organism in Eukaryota, Viridiplantae, Streptophyta, Magnoliopsida, Solanales, Convolvulaceae. The record is from the annotation of a GenBank genome assembly.
CCAAAUACGGUCGUCCCCCUGUAGCGCGUUUGAGAUGAAGGAAUAACCCUAGACACAGUAACGCCGCCGCCUCAUGAAAACGUCGCCGCAAACAUAGCAAUCGUAGGUUUGGAGCAAAAUUUACGGUUCCGAUUCCAUUUCACGUCUUCGCCUUAAAGGCUUGAUUUUGAUUUUCCUACAAUAUGGAAUUCCAUGAAGGAAUGGAUCUUGAUUUAGGGUCUUCAGGGAUCGAUGGUGUUGAUUCAGAGUCUCUUGGGAUGAAUGGCAUGUCAGGGUAUCCAUCAAAGAAACUGAAAACUGGUGAGGAGCAAGUAAACUUUGACAAAAUGCCCUUGUUGUCCUGCAUCUGUAAGAUGGAUUACCUUCUUCGAACUUUUGGGGAGAAGGUGAAAUUUGACCAGGAAACGGUUUCUGGCAAAUACAUCCUCUUUUACUGUUUCUUCUAUCAACUUCCUCCAGUCGAUGUGAAGCAAAUGUACUCCCCUAUGGAUCUCUUUAAGCUAUGUGCUGAUCUGUAUUCUGUCCGAGACAAUUUUGAGAUGGUAUUUGUUCCAAAGCCCGGUGUAGAAGACAAAUGUGACUUAUGUUUGAAAGCAUUCUUCUCUUUUGUUCCCACUUACUCUCUUGUUGUACCAGCCAAGGAGUCACAUCGUCGUAACUUCAUGUGUGACUGCCUCGGCUUGGUUUAUCCGGGUACUUUUAAGUGCGUCCUUGUGAAUGUCAAGAAGGGCAUUCUGGUCCAUGGAGGUUUUGACUCCAUGUUGCAUCUAAUAGGGCAUCUUCAGAAACUCAAGAAAGAGAGUUCAUUCGACUGCCUGCGCUCUUAUGAGAGGAUUUUAAAAACACUAUGGCCUGUGAUUCCCAAAGAGCAGAACAAUCCCUUCCCACCUUUACAAGCAUGUCCUAUAGCCUAUAAAUUGAUGGGUCUGAAACUUGAAUAUGGAGAUCAUAUCAAUGAGAUGGUUUCUGAAUCAAAAAAGUUGUCUCCCAUCAAGAUUGGUCAGUCUUUUGAUGCUAUCUCCUUUUUGUCUGGUAAGGAUGAUAUGAAUUACCUUUUUCGUAAUGAUGGUAAGACCGGGAGAGUUGAAAUUGGUAAGCAGACAUUUAGUGGAAAAUACAUUCUGGUCUGUUGUUUUCACUUGCCUGUCUUCCGCCAAGAGUUUAAUGCACGCCGUGCCCAGGCUUUAGCAACUGCAUGCUCCGAGCUGUAUUCCUCGAGAAGUGACUUUGAGAUGGUAGUAGUUGCUAAGAUGAACCAAUUGGCAAAUCACGAGGUGUUUUUCGAUCAUUUCAUGUCGGGAUUCCCCCCUUCAUGUCUAGUGGUACCAUUCCAGCACUCAGAGCACCGUGAUUUUAUAUGCAAAUACCUUGACCUCGAGCAUCUGAAUGUGAUGAUAUAAAAUGUCUCAUUUUAGACAAGGAUACGGAUAUCAAGAGAAACAUUUUGUAUUGUGAAUAUCCCUACUUUGCCCUUGACCAUGGUGCCGAUGCGUUUCCCUUCACUGACAAGAAAUUGCAGGAGGUUAGCGCAAACGACCACCUGUGGGGGGAUGAUGGUCAUAUUCUACCAUCCAAGCUUGAAGAUCUCUUAGGGUGCAGUCCGUCUGAUGUUCUUAAUAAGACUGUUUCGCCAGGCGUCCAUGAGAAGGUGACUAUCUUGGAACUCAGCAGUAAGGUUGUCGGGGUGUACGCAUGCAUUAGAGGACAUCUCAUUCCCACUCUAGGGAAGGUCUAUCAACAAUGCAGAGCUCAAGGGCUAGAUUUUGAAAUAGUGCUGGUCUAUGUACCCUGGAUUGCUGAUAGUCUUGACCCAGAGGUCCACAUAGCAAAUAUCGAGAGUGUGUUGCUGGAGUGGAACAUAUCGUGGUGUUGGUUUCCCCCAUGUUUUGACGGGCAAAACAAGCGCUUCAACAGCUCUGUAAGCUGCAGGUUCAGGCGAUGUACAGAAUGGAACCACACAGAUCAUAUCAUCAUCGUGGGACCGCACGGUGCAUUUGUCGAACCUCACGGAGCAGAAUUCAUGAGCGUGUGUGGGAUUGAUGCGUAUCCGUUUGGCAGGGACGGCAUUAUUGAAAUGAAAAUGAAGAAGUUCGAGGAGCUCACCUUGGAGACAUUGUUGGAGUAUGGGCCAAGGAAACAUGUUUAUAAAGACAAGAAGAAGAUACCUGUGAGUGAACUCACAGGAAAGAAAACUCUUCUUUACCUUGACAAUCUUGGUGACUUUGGCCUUUCUUUUCAAGUGAAACAAUGGUACUUUGAGAUCAAGCAGUAUCUUAAUCCUGAUGUCCAGCUGGUCCUCGUACGCCGACACGACUAUCCUGUAAUGGGAGAUGAGGCUGAUUUGUUAGUAUCUGAAACUGCUCCUUUUUGGUACGUGUGCCCCUUUGACCCUCGGCACUCGACAUGGCUGGAGGAGGAACUUUUCAAAGGGGGUUUGCAAAACAAUGCCAUCGUUGCAUUCGGAACAGAUGGCCGGGUUUGUUCAUUGGAAGCAUUGAGCCGUUUGUGGUUUUUUGGACCCAAAGGUCUCGAGUUUGAUAAAUCUGAGCUGCGUCAAAAUGUCCUUGACGAGUUGAGAUCCCAGGGGAGGACGAUGUGUGCUUGGCCAGGUCCUAUGGAACGUUUUAAUUUAAGCUCUUAAGGUUUUAUUUUCUUGAAAUCGGCUUGCUUAACUAGCAUUAUUUAUGUACUAAUUUCCAACCUUUCUCAAGUAUGAUGAUGGUGAAAAACUGUGUGCUUUCAUUAUUUUUUGUGUGUUACGUAUAUGACAAUGUUGUGUGCUUAAGUGCGUUCCCUUCCUUCAUUGUGUCAUUAUAAUACAAUUUUAUGUAUGGA